Messenger RNA from Nannochloropsis gaditana CCMP526, 1488 nucleotides. Its product is annotated as wd40 subgroup. Gene Ontology annotation, biological process: ribosomal large subunit assembly. The annotation marks the transcript as partial. The transcript has a single exon. Gene Ontology annotation, molecular function: protein binding. The record is from RefSeq and is a predicted model, not a curated record. Gene Ontology annotation, cellular component: nucleolus.
AUGGGCCGGGAAAACGUAUGGGCCACGCAAGCGCCGGGCGAGGACGACUGGUGCAUGGAUACGCCCCGCAUCCACUAUUUGCGGGAGAUGGAGAAGCUGGGCCAGGAGGUGCACGACCUCACGGGGCUGGGCAGCGGGGGGGCCGCAGAGGUGCAGGGGCUGGUGGUAUCCACGCCUUGGGCGCCUGCUCAACCCUUCCAGCCGUCCUCGGUGCCAUUCCCGCAGGUGCCCCCCGGGGCGGCGUCGGAGCAGGCGAAGACAGCGCGGGAGGUGGCCUUGCAGGAGGAGCUGCGGCGUCAGGUGGUGAUGGCGGAGGGCUGCGCCAUGAACUGGCGCGAGGAGCCGGCUUUCUGUCGGCCUGUGGGCCACGUGCCUGGCAACCGGAAGGUGCAGCAGGUGAAGCUCUCAGAGGACCGCGUCAUGUAUGGCUCCGACGCGGGGGCGGUGGGGCUGGCCUCAGCCUCGGACGGCCGGGAGCUUUUCCGCGCGCAGGCGCACGCGGCGCUGGUAACGGCGCUCGACUACGACGCGGGCACGGGGUGGAUGGUGUCGGCGGCGGACGACGGCGUGGUCAAGGUCUUCCGGGAGCAGGAGCGUGAAGUAGGAGGGGCAGGGGGGGGGCGCGUGGAAUCUGGGGGGCCAGGAAUGCGCCACCACAGCAGCCGGGUGGUGGCGGCGGAGGUCCUGGACCAUCGGUGGGGCCUGAGCGCUUCGAUGGACGGCAAGAUCGUCGUGUUCGAGCUGGACGGGGGCGCCUUGGUGCAGGAAAUGUGGGCAUCGGACACGCUGCUGGCCGUCACCGUCUGCAAGAACUACGUAUUUGCCGGGCUCCUGGGCGGGCCCGUGGAGGCCUUCUCCAUCCGUAACGGCGGCCGCUCCGCCUUCCGCUACAUCGCGCAACGGACGCCGGUGCGCUCGCUGUGCGCGUACCCCCUGGCAGGGAACCACAUCCGCGUGGUGGUGGGCGGCCAGGACGGGGCCCUGCGCCAGUUCCAAGUGCGGGCAGUCAUGUCCUCGGAGGGGGUGUGGCGCGUGCCCCAGGACCGCGCCUUCGACGACCGGCUGGUGCUGGUGUGCAACACCCACGUGGACCCGGACACGCGCGAGGUGGACCAGGGCUUUGUCCUGACGGGCCACCGGGGGCCCGUGGUGGCGGUGGCGUGCGACGAGGAGAAGGUGGUGAGCGCCUCGGAGGACGGUUCUGUUAUCGUCUGGGACGCAGCCAAGUCCUCCCCUCGCUUCACGGUCCGUGCGCAUGUGGACGGCGACCUGGUGGGGGCGGUGGACUUCAACGAGCGAUAUCUGGUGAACGACGGCACGCAGGGCAAGGUGAUGGUCUGGGACUUCGCGGUCGGCCACCCGCCUCGGAGGCCCGGGAGCAAUGGGCUGGGGGCUGCUGCAGACGUCGGGAGCCUCGGCGGCAGGCGUCGACGGCCCUCUGCGGCAGGCCCGCGAGGCUCGCGUGGCCAGGGCGGGGGGCAAUCCCGU